Molecule: messenger RNA, 3750 nt
Organism: Archocentrus centrarchus (flier cichlid)
Lineage: Eukaryota; Metazoa; Chordata; Actinopteri; Cichliformes; Cichlidae
Exons: 4
Coding region: 183-2822 (879 amino acids)
Source: RefSeq, a predicted model, not a curated record
GUUUGCUCACAUGGCAUACAGUAGAGGAGGGUACAUGAGCUAAGUAGAUCAGCUGGAUCAUUCAUAUUUCCAUCGAGGUUAGUGCUAUCACACACAGGUGAUGACCGCAGCACAGCAAUCAGGAAAUUAAUUAGAAGGCAGCACAGAUAUAACACCGUAAAGUGCUUCAAAGACGUGUCACCAUGGAAACAAGAGGCCCUAGACCCAGCCCUCAAAUUCUGCUCUCCGACGAUGAUGGUGGUCUGUGGAUGAAGAUGGAUUCUGACCACGUGAGCAGCCACACUGAGAGUCCGUCAGCAGCCUCUGGUGAAAAGUCGCAAGACGAGAGCACAGUUAUCUCUGCUGCUCCCACCUCUAUGGUGAGGUACUACAGUGUGAUGGAUGAUGAAGGUGCAGAUGAUGUCUUCAUCCCUCAACCUCCUCCUCCUCCUCCAUCCUGCACAGCUACGUUGCUGCCGGCAGAGGAGAGCACAGGUGCAACAGCGAGUAAUUCUGGUGUGACCCCUUCAGUUGACGCAACUGAGGCUGAAGUUAAUCCAAGAGGCUUAGACUUGUCUCAUAGUGAGGAGCAGUUAAUGGCAGCACGGAACAAGGUGGAUGAAGAGGUGACUGCAAGUGCAGCGCAGAUGUCUAUGGACAACAUAUUAGCAUCCGACGAACGAGACUCCCCUCCCCCAACUUAUCAAGAUCAAAAACCCAUGGAUGUCACCGGUUGUCUGAUGGAAACGGGCCAUGAUGCCACUGGAAGACCUUAUCGGAAUAUGGCAACAGAGAAUGAGCAACCUGAGGAUAUUGUAAUUCUGAGUGAAGGAAAAGAAAACUGCUGGGAAACCAACACAGAGAAAGACAGUUACCCAAAACAAUUACAUGCAAACCACAAAGAAAGCUCUGAAUAUGAGACGCAUUCAGACAAAGAAGGAAACGAAACAAAACACAAGGACGUUUGUGGUUUUGAUGAAACAGACUCAAAACUGUUAAGAGAAAAUCUGGAUAUUGAGAGUGUGGAGACAAAUGCCUCAAUUGAUGAUGAUUUUGAGCUCUGCAAAUGCAACCAAAACAGGACCAAUAUAGCAACCCAUCAGCCGCAAGUUGCCGACUUCCAAGCAGAUGUGGCCAAAGAAAAUGAAGCAUAUGAUGGCCAUGCAUCUUUGGACUGUAACCUCGUGAAGUAUGACUGGGUGAGGAGAGAAAGUGGCAGCACAGAAAUGCAAGUGCCCCCACUUCCCAGCUCCAAAGGUUCUGAAGAAAGGGUGACAAUGGGAGAGCAGGAAGAUGGAAGCAGGAGAAUAGCUACUGAUAUCCAACAAGGUGAGAAACUGCUUCAUCGACUGCAGCUGGUGCAACUACGGCAUGAUGUGCAAAUGUCAGAGAACCCUCAUACCCAAGAGCAGGCUGUCACGAGGGAUGAAGAAAGGGGUAUGUUUGGGACUGAAAUAGGGAAUCUCACUGGUGAAGAAGAGCGGGAAGAAAGUAGAUUUGAAACUCUUAAGAAAGAGGACGCAAAGGUGAGCCUGAUGGAAAAGGAAAACAAUGAGGAUGAAGACAUUCAAACAAAGGCAAGGACAUCUUCAUCCACAAUUCCAGGAGAGCCAGAACAUCAGAGGAUUGCCAGACUGGAGCCAGGUGACUCCGAUGAUAAUCAGAGUGACAGCUGGGUGCCUCCAGAUUUGUUUCCCCUUAACUCUCAUGAAACUUCUUCUACUGAAAUUCCAUUUCUGUCCACUGGACACCGCUUCUCAGCUGCUGAAACUUCCAUGGAGAGGCAGCUCCAUGAGGCAGCCCAGUGGAAGCAGAAGUUGCAGAGAGCUGGGGGUGUUUUCAAUCUUGCAGAGAAUCCAGAUGUGCUGGAGAUUCCCUUCAAGACACAUGUCUCUCUUGAGUCACUUCCUACCAAGGUGGGUGUCAGUCAGUGCAAUGAGUGGCAGUUCUCUGAGCAGAAGAUGCAUAAAGAGAUAAGUCAGGACAUUCAGAGAGAACUGGUGCUGGUCAACCAGGGUAAAAUCCCAGGGGGGUACAGCAAAGGAGAGCUCCGCCAAUUAAAAGAGACAAAACUGCUGUUUGAGGCUUUCCAACAGGACAACCCAGAGGGUCCAACAAGGCACCAUAAGUCCCCUACCACUCUGAGGAAAGGUCACAUUUACCCUUCAGUGCUGGAGCGCACACGUAGCCUUGAGAUGUUUUCCCUCAAAACCUGCCCUGUUUCCAGAGCACAUUCCCUCAGGCUGUACCAGCCUGCAACUGCUGAGAAGGAAAAAAGUCCUGACAGCUUCAGAUCAAAGAGCCCAACUGGGGGUUCACGAGACAAAACACGCUUAGCCCCUUACCCAAAACAAGACAAACACGUUCGCCUGUGCAGAAGCAUGGACUCUAUAAGCAAUGAUGUCUCCACAUUAGCUGUGGACACCAAGGGUAAAGCAAAGGAGGCGAACACAAACAAAGAGUCCUCGAUCCUCAAACAAAACCCCUUCUUCAAGCUGCGUCCAGCCCUGGCUCUGCAGCCAGAUGUAGAGAAGGACAUCCGAGAGGCCAAAGAAAGAGAAGAGGAGCUGCGCAGACAGAGACGCACUCUGUAUGGAGAGAAGAGACAGAACAGUGAAGAUGAAGAAAAGUCAAGAAGCACACAAACACUCAUGCAAGAUAUCAGGAAACAGUCUCGGGGGAAACUGGAACGGGUCUGGCCACCUCCUAAAAAGGAUCAGAUGAAAUUGGAGCAGACAGAGCAGGAGCCAAAAGUUCACAGAGCAGGAGGUCAGAAGGCUUCUCUCUGGCAACGCUGGGAGUCGGGCCUGAUCAACGGGAAGCCGUCAAAGGAAAAGAAGUGAUGGUGGCUGUCCCGGUUCCGCAAUACUACAAGCAGAAUAUCAGUGCUCUGCAGCGCUAGUUACAAUUCAGACAGAUCUGAGUGAAAAUAGCCAAAAACACUGGGCUAGUCGCAGCUCUUUUAACUCUGCUAUGAAUCUGUCACAAAUGCUUUUUUUUUUUUUUUAUAAUUUUCCAACAAUACCAGUCCAUGGGUUAUGUUAAGAAAAGCUUUUGGACCAGCACAGCUACAUUGCAGGAUUUGUCUACUGUGUGAAAGCUGGUCCAGGAAAGGACUUUACUAGAAUGCUGGCUAGCAUUAGCAGCAGCCUCCUCUGUUGGAUUUAGAAAAGUUUACCGUUUCAGUAGACAGUUCUGCAAAAGAGGGGUUGAAUCCCUUUUGAUGAUUUAUACUUUUUUUUAAAAAAAUAUUGUACCAUAAACACAAUUAGGUAUAGAGCACUAUGACGCUAUUUAGACUGCCUUAAAUCUAGUUUUGGUGAGUCUGUUUAUGGAAGUGUAUUUGAAUAUGUCUCAUGUUUCAGGAGCUGGAGGCACUGGUUCUGGCCAUUAAGGCUCGCUCUCCAGUCACUGUGUAAUGACUGGAGAGCGUCUUUAAGCCACUCUCAGACUUGGAUUUACCUCUGAGGCCAAACAGAGCAGAUUACGGUGAUCAGAGCUGCUUUUUUCCUGUAUAGCUAGAUGCAUCAUUUGUGGGUUUUGUUCCAUAUUUUCCAGCAACCUUAAAGAUCCAAACAAACAAAAGUCCCAAAUGGAGAAAGAUGAUGGAAAAAUUAUUUUACACUACUUAAUCCACUGAACUAAAAUCCAGUCAUUGUUUUGGUGCCCUCUAGAGGUUGUUCCAUCAUGGAGUUGAUUGCAAAUUCAAGCACUUUUGGAAGCAAAUGUAGGACGUAAAUAAAAAAUAGAAUUAAAGGAGAAAAACCUUAA